AAUAAAUCUACCUUGCCAAUAGGCCCCGACCAAAGAUUGGAGAGUAAUGAUCCUGAUUCCGCGACGAAUACAAUUAACAUCUCAAACAAAACUAUUAGUGAACUACAAAAGCUUAACUUAGCUCGCUUGAGUCUUGCUGAUUUGGAAGCCAUAAGGCAUGCUAUUGCGACACUGCAACCAAAACUCGAUUGUUUGCAAAUCCCCUGCAACGAUGAUAUAUCGAGCGAUUCGUGUGUUAUUGUCAAUUCAAAGGAAAUCUGUCAUAAAUCUAUUCAGACCACUGGGUGUAGUGAGAGUAAUCGGGAAAAACCACGUUUGGAGGAACCUAACGACCCUUUAUUACAUAACUUUUGUAUUAAUACCAACAUAAUUGAGUCUCUUAAUAAAGUCAACCAGAACAAUGGGCCCAAUGAAGCUAACCAGCAAAAUAAUAGUCCUUUGUCUGGAGAAUGUAAUGAUAAUAGCUUGCAAUUACUGCAUAACCCAAAAGAGAUUAAUUGCCAAAUCAAUCAGAAUAAUGUGUGCAAUGAGGCCAAUCACACUCAUCACUCAGCGACAAAACACCAAGGUAUUGGUGGAUUACCCUUGAUCGAAAACCACACGAUACAAAUCAAUCAGAAUAAUGUGUGCAAUGAGGCCAAUCGGGUUAACCCCAGCUCAAUUAUUCAAGAGAAUUUAGACGAUUGCACUAUAAUUUCUGUAACUUCAAGAUCUCAAAACUUUCACACUCAACACUCAGCGACAAAACACCAAGGUAUUGGUGGACUACCCCUGAUCGAAAACCACACGACACAAAUUCAAAUUGACAGAAAUAAUCAAGGUCAAAGUUCUUCACUUAACGAUAUCGGAAAAAAGGCACGAUCCAUCUUCAAACCUAGCCCACUACGAUGGCAUCUACGUAACCCACAACAGCACGAAAAUUAUUUUCGGAAGGGCUUUCGUGUCAGACCCCCCAAGAACUAG
Molecule: messenger RNA, 963 nt
Organism: Paramuricea clavata
Lineage: Eukaryota; Metazoa; Cnidaria; Anthozoa; Malacalcyonacea; Plexauridae
Source: the annotation of a GenBank genome assembly